ACCCGCCUGCUGCAGGAGGGGGAUGUGAUCAGCCUUGGAGACCGACAGCUUACCGUCAUGCACAUGCCUGGUCAUUCCAGAGGCAGUAUUUGCUUACACGACAAAGACCAUAAGAUUUUAUUCAGCGGAGACGUGGUGUACAACGGAUCCAUGAUCGACUGGCUUCCCUACAGCAGAAUAAGCGACUACGUUGCGAGCUGCCAGCGCCUCAUGGAGUUAGUGGACAGAGGUCUGGUGGAGAAGGUACUGCCUGGGCAUUUCAACAUAUUUGGGGCAGAAAGGUUGUAUCGGUUAGCUUCUAAUUACAUUUCACAAGCUGGAGUUUGUCACAAGGUUUCUACUUGUGCCAUGAGAUCCAUUGCAAGCAUAGCGCUCAGCGUGACCAAUUCCAGAGUCACUUCCUAG
Antrostomus carolinensis (chuck-will's-widow) is the source of this 405-nucleotide messenger RNA. RefSeq names its product metallo-beta-lactamase domain containing 2 (gene MBLAC2). Lineage: Eukaryota; Metazoa; Chordata; Aves; Caprimulgiformes; Caprimulgidae. The record is from RefSeq and is a predicted model, not a curated record. The annotation marks the transcript as partial. The transcript is spliced from 2 exons.